Opisthorchis viverrini is the source of this 324-nucleotide messenger RNA. RefSeq lists its product as hypothetical. Bases 1 to 324 code for a protein of 107 amino acids. NCBI's taxonomy places the organism in Eukaryota, Metazoa, Platyhelminthes, Trematoda, Opisthorchiida, Opisthorchiidae. The transcript has a single exon. The record is from RefSeq and is a predicted model, not a curated record.
AUGGGCGAGAACAAUGAAGUAGUGGUGGUGGUAUUCACCGGAGUCGACAAUAAUGGAAGGGAUGGCACACUUGUUACUGGCGUAAGGGCACCAGUCCUGGUUGCCUGGGUCGUUUGUGCAGCGCUGGUGACGGAGACUGGAGAAGACACAGAAGUGCCGAUCGGAGAUGAAAACAGCCCACCGAAAGGUGUGAAAUUCGAAGUUGUUGUUGCGCCUGACAACAAAUAUACCGAUUUGGUUACCGAUGUAAAAAAAAAAGAUGCAACAGACGUAGAUACGACAGUUUUACAGAACAAGACGAUCUUUGUGGGAAAAAAUAGUUAA